Molecule: messenger RNA, 951 nt
Organism: Choloepus didactylus (southern two-toed sloth)
Lineage: Eukaryota; Metazoa; Chordata; Mammalia; Pilosa; Megalonychidae
Product: olfactory receptor 6M1-like
Exons: 1
Coding region: 1-951 (316 amino acids)
Biological process (GO): G protein-coupled receptor signaling pathway
Cellular component (GO): membrane
Molecular function (GO): G protein-coupled receptor activity; olfactory receptor activity
Source: RefSeq, a predicted model, not a curated record
AUGGGGAACUGGACAUUGGUGACUGAGUUUAUUCCUGUGGGAAUACCCACCACCAGAGCCAUUGGAGGCCUCUUGUUCUUCAUUUUUUUAUUGGCUUAUUUGGUGACCAUCCUUGGAAACACCCUCAUCAUUACCCUGAUUUUUGUGGAUUACAGGCUCCACUCACCCAUGUAUUUCUUCCUCAGCAAUUACUCUUUCAGUGAAAUAUUAACCACCACCUGUGCUGUUCCCAAGAUGCUGGCAGGCUUCCUAUCAGAGAGGAAGACCAUCUCAUUUGGAGGGUGCUCUGCACAGUCUUAUUUCUACUUCCUUUCUGGAUGCACUGAGUUUAUCCUUUUUGCUGUCAUGUCCUAUGACCGCUAUGUGGCCCUCUGCAAUCCCCUUCAGUACCCUAUAAUCAUGACCAGCUCACUCUGUGUCUGUCUUGUCAUCUUCUCUUGGGUGGGUGGCUUUCUCCUCAUCCUCCCCUCCACCAUCCUUAAGAUAGGACUGCCUUACUGUGGCCCCAAUAAUAUUGAUCACUUUUUCUGUGAUAGUGCCCCCCUCCUCCACUUGGCCUGUGCUGACAUACGUAUCAUUGAACUGAUGGAUUUCCUCAGCUCCGUUAUCCUGCUCAUCACCUCCCUCUCACUCACAGUGGUCUCCUAUACUUACAUCAGCUCCACCAUUCUGAAGAUCCCCUCAGGUCAAGGACAACGCAAAGCCUUUGCCACAUGUGCCUCUCACUUCACUGUGGUCUCCAUGGGCUAUGGGAUCUCCAUAUUUGUGUAUGUUCAUCCAUCACAGAAGAGCAACCUGCACCUCAACAAGAUCCUCUUUAUCCUCUCCACUGUCAUCACACCACUCCUGAGUCCCUUCAUCUUCAGUCUACAGAAUGAAUCCAUGAAAGACGCCCUAAGGGACACCUUGGUCAAGGGGCAGAACUUUCUCAAAGGACUGAGGUACAUGUGA